AUGUUUGAGAACCUCUGCACCCUCCCCCUCUCCGCCGAGGUCUUCACCCAGGUCCUCCACCCUACCGAGCCGCUACUGACCGUUGGCUUGUCUACCGGCCACGUCGAAACCUUCCGUCUCCCUUCCUCCGGCGACAACGAUUCUGAAGCUUCCGACGAACCCGAUACGAGCAUAGCAUCAAGCGGUCGUGGGGCUAUCGACAGCGUCUGGCGCACAAGGCGUCACAAGGGAAGCUGUAGAGCCCUGGCAUACAGCCACGAUGGUUCUGCCCUCUACUCCGCCGGCACUGAUGGCUUGAUCAAGCACUUCUCCCCGACGACCGGCAAGGUCAUCUCUAAAGUCAUCAUCCCUUCCUCGAAUAAGCAGAUCGACGCCCCGACACUCAUGCACGUUCUAAGCCCCCAGAGCCUCCUUCUCGGCUGCGACUCCGGAGCUAUGCACAUAUUUGACCUGCGGGACGGCGUCCCCUCGGCCAAGCCUGCUCAGACACACUUCCCUCACUCCGACUACGUCUCUGCCAUCGUUCCGUUGCCUCCUUCCGCCGAGAGCACCUCUGGCUUCUCGAAGCAAUGGGUGUCUAUUGGUGGAACGACGCUCGCUGUGACAGAUGUGCGCAGAGGCGUUCUUGUCCGCUCCGACGACCAAGAAGACGAGCUGCUAUCUGCUGUCUACGUCCCCGGCCUCGGCCCCAAGAACAACAGGAACAACGGUAUCGUCGCUGUCGGAUCCGGCUCCGGGGUGGUCACGGUCUGGGACAAGGGUGCUUGGGAUGAUCAACAAGAACGCAUCAUCGUCGACGGCGGCAAGAGCGGCGGUGAGAGUCUGGACGCUCUGGCCUUGGUCCCUGAAGAGCUCGGGCUCGGGAAGAAGCUGGUCGUCGGCCUCGGUGACGGUAGCCUCCGGGUGGUGGACUUGGUAACUAGGGAGGUCGACAAGUCCCUGAGUCUCCGCCAUGACGACGUUGAAGGUGUCAUUUCCGUUGCCUUUGACUCUCAGAAUCGCCUGAUAACUGCCGGCGGUAGGACGGUCAAGGUAUGGGAGGAGCUGUCCGAGCUUCAAGGCGAGCCCCAAGGCAGUGACGAGGGUAGCGACAGCGAUAGCGAUGACGAGACCUCUGGCAAGCGCCGGGCAGACAGCGAUAGUGAUGAUGAUAGCGACAGUGAUGACGAUUCAAAGCCACGAAGCAAGCGCCAGAACACGGGAGCCGACAAGCUUGGCCCCAUGGGCGCGCACGGCAUUCUAGGCUUUGACGGUUUGGACUAG
Molecule: messenger RNA, 1263 nt
Organism: Colletotrichum godetiae
Lineage: Eukaryota; Fungi; Ascomycota; Sordariomycetes; Glomerellales; Glomerellaceae
Product: WD repeat domain-containing protein jip5
Exons: 2
Coding region: 1-1263 (420 amino acids)
Molecular function (GO): protein binding
Source: RefSeq, a predicted model, not a curated record